CUGAAAUGUCCCUUUUGUCUAAGCUCAAGCCCACCCACCAACCGAAACCCCUCCUCAGAAUUUACAGUUUAAAAGCAGCACCUCUGCCUGUCCACUGCACAACCACUCCUCUCUAUCCAGAGCAGAGUAGCACCAUUCUUGAAACCAUCAUCGCCAUGCAUUCCAGCUUCAGAUCCUCAGUUGGGUCCUCGAUGGGUUCCUCCAUGGGUUCCUCCAUGGGAAGCUCACGGGCAUCCAUGAGUGUAGGGGGCAUGAGGUCCCUUGCCCAACGAGCUCCCAGCGUGCACGUUGGUGCUGGUGGUGGUGGGGUGCUCAUGUCCAGCGUCUCUAGCUCUGGAAGCUUUGGUUCUGGAGGCUAUGGCUCUGGGGGCUAUAGCUCUGGAGGCUUCAGCUCUGGAGGCUUCAGCUCUGGUGGAGGAGCAGGUGGCUUCAAUCUGGGAGAUGGCAUGAAUGUGUCCGUCAACGAGAAGGCCACCAUGCAGAACCUGAAUGACCGUCUGGCUACUUACCUGGACAAGGUGCGCUCACUGGAGAAGGCCAAUGCUGACCUUGAGCUGAAGAUCCGCCAGUUUUUGGAGAGCAAGACCACUCCCUCUGCUCGGGACACCUCUGCCUACGAAGCCACCAUAAAAGAUCUGCAGACUAAGAUCCAGGAUGCCACUCGAGUCAAUGGAGGCAUUUAUCUCAGCGUUGACAAUGCCAAGCUGGCUGCCGAUGACUUCAGAAUGAAGUAUGAGAAUGAGCUGGCCAUGAGGCAGUCUGUGGAAGCAGACAUUGCUGGUCUUAAGAGAGUCCUAGAUGAGCUGACAUUGAGCAGAUCAGACCUUGAGAUGCAGAUCGAGGGGCUGAAGGAAGAACUUAUCUUCCUUAAGAAGAACCACGAGGAGGAGCUCCUGGCCUUGAGGACUCAGAUGAGUGGUCAGGUGCAUGUGGAGGUGGAUGCUGCACCACAAGAAGACCUCAGCAAAGUUAUGGCAGAAAUCCGUGAGCAGUAUGAGGUGAUGGCAGCCAAGAACCAAAGAGAACUGGAAUCUUGGUUCCAUGCUAAGACAGAGACGCUGAACAAAGAAGUUGCCUCCAGCACAGAAGUUCUGCAUCAAUCGCAAAGUGAAAUCAAGGAAGUCAAGCGCACCCUGCAAAGUCUUGAAAUUGAGCUCCAGUCCCAGUUAAGCAUGAAAGCAUCCCUGGAAGGCACGCUGGCAGAAACUGAAGCCCGGUACGGUAGGCAGCUUGCUGGCUUCCAGAUGCAAGUAACCAGCCUGGAGGAGCAGCUGAUGCAGCUCCGUGCUGACUUGGAACGUCAACGGCAGGAGUACAAUGCGCUGCUGGACAUCAAGACACGCCUGGAGAUGGAGAUCGCAGAAUACAGAAGGCUGCUGGAUGGAGAGGCCACAAGCUGCUCAUCAACAACCACAACACGCAAGGUGGUGACAGUUGUGGAGGAGGUGGUGGACGGAAAGGUGGUGAGCUCCAGUUCCUCCGCCACCUCCAGUUCUUUAACCAAAUGAGAGAGCCAGCCAAAAAAAUAAAGCAAAAUCAAAUGCUGGACCUUA
Paramormyrops kingsleyae is the source of this 1553-nucleotide messenger RNA. Its product is annotated as keratin, type I cytoskeletal 13-like. Lineage: Eukaryota; Metazoa; Chordata; Actinopteri; Osteoglossiformes; Mormyridae. Gene Ontology annotation, molecular function: structural molecule activity. Gene Ontology annotation, cellular component: cytoskeleton. The record is from RefSeq and is a predicted model, not a curated record.